Meyerozyma guilliermondii ATCC 6260 is the source of this 318-nucleotide messenger RNA. It is a transcript of the gene RPS25B, whose product is annotated as 40S ribosomal protein eS25. Gene Ontology annotation, cellular component: cytosolic small ribosomal subunit. Gene Ontology annotation, molecular function: structural constituent of ribosome. The transcript has a single exon. The record is from RefSeq and is a predicted model, not a curated record. Bases 1 to 318 code for a protein of 105 amino acids. Lineage: Eukaryota; Fungi; Ascomycota; Pichiomycetes; Serinales; Debaryomycetaceae.
AUGGCUCCAAAGAUACAACAAACCAAAGCCGCCAAGGCCGCUGCUGCCUUGGCCGGUGGUAAGAAGGGUAAGAAGAAGUGGAACAAGGGAAAGGUUAAGGACAAGGCUCAACACGUCAUCACCUUGGACCAAGAGAAGUACGACAGAAUCAUGAAGGAAGUUCCAGGAUUCAAGUUCGUUUCCGUCUCCGUGUUGGUGGACAGAUUAAAGAUUGGUGGUUCCAUGGCCAGAGUUGCCUUGAAGCACUUGGAGGCUGAGGGUAUCAUUGUCCCAGUUCUUAAGCACUCUAAGCAAGCCAUCUACACUCGUGCCCAAUAA